Molecule: messenger RNA, 2595 nt
Organism: Coffea arabica (coffee)
Lineage: Eukaryota; Viridiplantae; Streptophyta; Magnoliopsida; Gentianales; Rubiaceae
Source: RefSeq, a predicted model, not a curated record
UCACUAGUUAAACAUAAAUUUUGCAAGAAGGGCCAGAAACAUCAUCAUCAUCUUUCCAAGACAUAGAUUAAAAACAAUUACUUGAAUCAUGUAAAUGGCAUGUUAUACUUUACAAGUUAGUGUGUCCAUCUAUGAUCCGUCCAAUCAUUAACAGGAAGCUUCAGUAAUUCCUCAAGAAUUUUCAUCCUUCCUCUUCCAAAUUGAAUUGAAAUUGUUCGUGUAAAUUAAAAUCCAUGGAAUCAAACCUGUGCUCUUCUGCGCGCAUAGUGAACCAAACUCUCAACAGAACCCAUAACCAGAUUACCAGACUCCUGAAAUCCCAAAGAUGUCGUCAUUGUCCCAAAGACAUUCCAUGGCUGUGCUCUCCCAGAUGCUAAAACUGCCGCCCAUCAAAGCCCUCUCACUUUUCAACUUAGCAACCCAGUCGGGCUUCCAACACACUCCACAAUCCAUCUCCAUUAUCCUUCAUCACCUCCUCUCCUUCCGCAAGCUCUCUCAUGCCCAAUCUUUAGUCCUCAAAUUACUUUCUUCCCGCAUCUCCUCAACUUCAUUCACAGUCCCCUCUCUCCUCUCCCAUUUGACAGCCCAAAACCAUUUCAGCUCUUGUUCUCUUUUCUAUGAAUCAAUUAUCAACGCUUAUGUUCAAUAUCAGUCGGUGGAAAAAGCCCUUUUCUAUUUUCAUGAAAUGGUCAAUAAAGGCCUUGCACCCACAUCCAACACGUUUAACAAUGUGCUGAAUUUUCUCGUGAAGAUGAGAAAUUCUGACAAAGUUCGGAGCUUUUUUGAUGAAAUGAAAGAAAGAGUUGUCUUGGAUAAGUAUAGUUUCGGAAUACUUGUUAAGGGUUGUUCUGAUAUUGGUGAUUUGGAUAGAGCUUUUGAGGCUUUGGGAUGUAUGGAGAAGAUGGAUUUGAAACCAAAUGUGGUUAUAUAUACUAGUUUGAUAGAUGGAUGUUGCAAAAGUGGUGAGAUUGAGAAAGCAAAGGAGCUGUUUUGUGAGAUGGGAGAGUUGGGUUUGGCUGCUAAUCAGUACACUUACACUGUUUUGAUUAAUGGAUUCUUCAAGAAAGGGCUUAAGAAAGAUGGUUUUGAGUUGUAUGAGAAGAUGAAGACUGAUGGUGCAUUGCCUGACUUGUACACGUACAAUACUCUAAUCCAUGAAUUUUGUAAUGGUGGCAGAAUUCUCAGAGCAUUUGAACUGUUUGAUGAAAUGCAUGAGAGAGGGGUGGCAUGUAAUGUGGUGACAUAUAAUACUUUGAUUGGGGGGUUAUGUCAACAUAUGAGAGCGUUGGAUGCAGAGGAAUUGGUGGAUCAGAUGAAAGGGGGUGGCUUGAGCCCAAACUUGAUCACAUUUAACACUCUCAUAGACGGGUACUGCAAAGCUGGGAGGGUUGAUAAAGCUGUGAGUUUGUUGAAUCAGAUGAAGUCUUCUGGCUUAAGACCAUCCUUAAUUACCUAUAAUAUUUUAAUUUCAGGUUUCUCUAAAGUUGGAAAUCUAUCUCGUGUUAUGGAUCUGGUUCGAGAAUUGGAGGAAAGAGGCUUUGCUCCGUCUAAGGUGACAUAUACAAUUCUUAUUGAUGCCUUUGCUAGAUCAAAUGACAUGGAUAAAGCUAUUGAGAUGCUUUCUGGAAUGAAGAAGGCGGGUUUGGUUGCGGACGUUUGUACUUAUGGUGUUUUGAUACACGGUUGGUGUUCAGAGGGUAAUAUGAUGGAGGCUUUCAAGCUAUUCAGAUCAAUGUCUGAGGUGGAUUUGAAGCCAAAUCAUGUAAUAUACAAUACCAUGAUCAAUGGUUAUUGCAGAGAGGGUAACUCUUAUAAAGCCUUGAUGAUGCUAAAACAAAUGUUUGAAAAAGGUAUGGUUCCGAAUGAGGCAAGUUAUAACAUGACGAUUCAAGUUCUUUGCAAUGACAGAAAGUGGAAAGAGGCUGAAAAUCUUUGCAAUGACAUGAUAAAGUGUGGUGUACAACCCUUGGUUGCUAUUGAUAUGAUUCAUGAAGCUAAAGUUAAAGAUUCCUAGAUUACUGUUAGGCACUCUUCAGUGCCAUGUGAUACCACAGGAGCUGCAAAGCAUACAAUUCAACUUCAACUUGGAUAGUUGGCAGAUCAUGAAAGGAGCACCAAUCGGACCUGCUAAUUAAGGGAUUGAAGAUCUUCAAACUGUGUGAGUUUACGAGGAGAACUAGGCUGUGCACGGGACAGCAGAUGUUUAGCGAAAUCAUAAUAAGUCUAUUGUAAAGAAUUUCUUAAACAAGCCUCAGGAGCGUAGGCGAACAAUAAGGCAGGAAAUUAAAAAAAGCCCUAGUGUGUUUUAGUAGAAUUGAAGUAGUUUUGUUGGAACAGAUUUUGUUCAUAUAGGGUAUGAUGGUUUAUAAUCCAGUGGCUUACUUAGGAUGACAAAUGCCGCAGUUGCUACAAGGCAAAAAUUUUGAAUUUUUUUUUUUUCGUAUUUCUAAGGAAUUGUUUACUAGGAAAGAAACAGGGGUGAGCUAGAAUGGUUUAUGGUCCAGCGGCUCACCUUGAAUUUUCAAGAUUUUAUCUUGGAUAGAAUAUUUUUCAUUGUAUGUGUAAUAUCUUCGGAAUCACUUUAAGAGGUUUUCA